GUACUUUGAAGUCCAAGUACUACAUUUCGACGAAAUGGCUGAAUGCGGCAUCAGAUUUGCAAGAGGGUUUUCAUUAUAUGAAGCCCUGCCUAUGAUCGGAUAUAACAAAGUGCAAGCCGAUACCAUCACACUGUUUUCACCUAACAAUGCAUCCGAAAAUCUGGCAGAUGAAAAUUCGGCGAAGAAGACAAUGUAUAUAUAAAUAACUUGCCCCCGUCUCAACUGCAGAGUAAAUGAUAAAUGUGAUACGGACUCAGAAGACGAUAUACCCUUGAGUCAAUUGACAG
Messenger RNA from Acanthoscelides obtectus, 287 nucleotides. Lineage: Eukaryota; Metazoa; Arthropoda; Insecta; Coleoptera; Chrysomelidae. The record is from the annotation of a GenBank genome assembly.